ACUCAAUACUCGACAUCAUGCUCAUCAAACAAACGAUGCAGUCAACAUUGACAAAAACCAUUCUUGGUAAAUGGCAACAACUCACAACUGUUCGUUUUGUAUCUGAAUCGAAUCAACAUUCUAUUCCACCACAAACCUCUGCAGCAACUUUGAGUAUUCAACCAACUCAGUCUCAAGUACCAAAAGAAGUAAAAAAACGACUGCCAGUACAACUUGUUGAAACUGAUUUGGUCGAAAAGUUUACUAAAGGAUCUGGUCCAGGCGGUCAGAAGAUUAACAAGUGUAAACAUUCUGUUCAGUUAUGGCAUACACCAACGGGAUUAUUUGUCGAGACACAAAGGUUCAGAGAACUUGCAUCCAAUCGUAGAGAAGCAAGAAAGCUUUUGCUACUGAAACUGGAUCAGCAGAUUAAUGGAGAUGUAUCCAAACUGGCAGUUAAACUUGACAAACAUCAUAGACGAGUUGCUAAACAGAAACAACGAUCAAAGAAAAAAUAUGGUGGAUUGAAUGGAUCACCUCGAGACAAGACUGAUGAUGAUGAAUCGGUUUAGUCAAAAAAGCAUUUCUAUCAGCUCUGAUCAACUUAUAGAUUCAAUGUAUUUAAUAAAAGUUGGUA
This is a messenger RNA of Batrachochytrium dendrobatidis JAM81, 616 nucleotides long. RefSeq lists its product as uncharacterized. The transcript has 2 exons. Bases 18 to 551 code for a protein of 177 amino acids. Gene Ontology annotation, molecular function: translation release factor activity. Gene Ontology annotation, cellular component: mitochondrion. The record is from RefSeq and is a predicted model, not a curated record. Lineage: Eukaryota; Fungi; Chytridiomycota; Chytridiomycetes; Rhizophydiales. Gene Ontology annotation, biological process: translational termination.